ACAGCCUCUCACCACCUGCCCCUGCCCCAGGAACUACACUUCCCGGCAGGCGCUGGAGCGGCACCACGGCUCCCAGCGUGCUCCCGAGAGCGGCAACGCCCCUGGCUCCAAGCCGAGGGGCUGCAGGUUAGGGCUCUAGCCCAGCCGGGAGCUGCUCUGGACGCAGGGCCCAGCCACCCCUUCCACAGAAUGCCUGAGGGUCCUGAGCUGCACCUGGCCAGCCACUUUGUGAAUGAGGCAUGCAAGGGGCUUGUGUUUGGCGGGUGUGUGGACAAGUCACCCAUCAGCCGCAACCCCGAGGUGCCCUUUGAGAGCAGUGCCUACUGCAUCUCAGCCUCAGCCCGCGGCAAGGAACUGCGUCUUAUACUGAGUCCCCUGCCUGGAGCCCAGCCCCCACGGGAGCCACUGGCCCUCACCUUCCACUUUGGCAUGUCUGGCUCCUUCCAGCUGGCACCUGGUGAUGCGCUGCCACCCCAUGCCCACCUGCGCUUUUACACAGCUCCACCCGGUCCCCGACUGGCCCUCUGCUUUGUGGACAUCCGCCGCUUUGGCCGCUGGGACCUUGGGGGCCGAUGGCAGCCCGGCCGUGGGCCUUGUGUCUUGCUGGAGUAUGAGCAGUUCAGGAAAAAUGUGUUACGAAACCUAGCGGACAAGGCCUUUGACCGGCCCAUCUGUGAAGCCCUCUUGGACCAAAGGUUCUUCAAUGGCAUUGGAAACUAUCUGCGGGCAGAGAUCCUGCACCGGCUGAAGAUACCCCCCUUCCAGAAGGCCCGCACAGUUCUGGAGGCACUACAGCAGCGCAGGCAGAGCCCAGAACUGACCCUGAGCCAGAAGAUCAGGGCCAAGCUGCGGAACCCGGACUUGCUGGAGCUGUGCCACUCAGUGCCCAAGGAAGUGGUCCAGCUGGGGGGCAAAGGUUAUGGGCCAGAGAGUGGGGAGGAGGACUUUGCUGCCUUCCGGGCCUGGCUGCGGUGCUACAGCAUCCCCGGCAUGAGCUCUCUGCGGGACCGGCACGGCCGCACCAUCUGGUUCCAGGGGGAUGCUGGACCCCUGGCACCCAAAGGGGACACGUUCCGCAUGAAGAAAUUCAAGGGAGCACAGUGGGGUCCUGAGGACAGAGUGGAGGACCCUCCACUUCCAAGCAAGCCCCGUUCCAGGACACGCAGGGCACGGAGAGGCCCACCUGAGCAACCUACAGCCCAGCAGCCCAAGGGGCCCAGCAUCCAGCAGGAUCCAGAAGACCCCCCAGUCCCUGGAACGGGGAAGAGGACGGGAUGAUUGGCGACCUCGGGCCGCUGCAGAGCCCAGAAACCAAAAGAUCCAAGGCUGAUACCCUAUCCUUGGAGCCUGAGAGGACAUCAGCGUCCUAGCAGGAUGGUCUCCUUCCUUGCAUCCACCUCACCCCACUGGACCUGGUGGCCUGUGCCGCUCCUUAAAUGCAGGAGGUAGUUGCAGGGGGCUGGCUGCCCAUGGCCCUGUCGGCUGUUCCAUGCACGACUAUGAUGUUUUUAAUUGUAACCCACCUUCCCCAUUUUUUAAACCCAUGGGAAAAAUGCUGUAACUUUUUAUAAACUGAUGAACUUCUUGGUGCCUCUCGGACCGGCUGCUAAAGGUCUGGGAAAGCCACGUUGGGAGGGCCUGCUGCCAGCCCUGGGGACAGGUGGGCCUCUUCUUCACCACGUCAGACUGAGCCCCACGCCAGUCCUGAAAGCCCUGGCUCCCAGGAGACAGUCUGCCUCUGCCGAGACAUCCCCCCAGAGGUAGUGUGGAGAUGCAGGCCCCGAGCAGCCCAGGCUCCAUAGCCCCCCCAAUACAGGAGUCCUGAGGGCCUGUGGCUGUUCCCGACCCUGACUAGUCAAUGCUCCUCUUGGUGGGAGCCAACCAGAACUCACCGUCUGGCCCUCUCCCCAGCCCCAGGUCCUCGGCCUGCUGACACGGGAGGAGCUUCCUACUGCACGGUCUCUUAGCUUGUAGUCCCGGAUACCCUCAAUCUCUGUCAUGGGGCUGCAGCCCCAAUCUGCACACACACAACCUUAGGUCUGCUUGCUCCUGCCCCCAGGUGCCUGGGGAAAA
Manis javanica (Malayan pangolin) is the source of this 2073-nucleotide messenger RNA. It is a transcript of the gene NEIL1, whose product is annotated as nei like DNA glycosylase 1. Gene Ontology annotation, cellular component: nucleus. Gene Ontology annotation, biological process: base-excision repair. Gene Ontology annotation, molecular function: damaged DNA binding; zinc ion binding; DNA-(apurinic or apyrimidinic site) endonuclease activity. Lineage: Eukaryota; Metazoa; Chordata; Mammalia; Pholidota; Manidae. The record is from RefSeq and is a predicted model, not a curated record.